This is a messenger RNA of Rhineura floridana, 2694 nucleotides long. It is a transcript of the gene WDR72, whose product is annotated as WD repeat domain 72. The coding region runs from base 1 to 2694 and encodes 897 amino acids. Gene Ontology annotation, cellular component: cytoplasm. Lineage: Eukaryota; Metazoa; Chordata; Lepidosauria; Squamata; Rhineuridae. Gene Ontology annotation, biological process: protein localization to plasma membrane. Gene Ontology annotation, molecular function: protein binding. The record is from RefSeq and is a predicted model, not a curated record. The transcript is spliced from 16 exons.
AUGCUAGGAGCUGCAGCCCAGCAGCAUCGGGGGCACCGAGCAGCGGCAGGGAGGGCUGUUCCAGAAGCAGGAGGCGCUUGGCCUUCUGCGGCGAACCUGACGCAUCCGCCGGUUCGGAGGGGCGACGAGGAGGCGCGUCCCGUCCGGGCGAGGCUGCGGGCAGCGUGCGCCCCAUUGCCGGGGCAGCUACGUGUCUUCCCCGCUGCAGGCUCCGGCGGGGACGCACAAGGGCUCCCAGAGCCGCGGGGCAAGCCGAGGCGAGGCGAGGCGGGCUUCGGACGGGGCGGGCAGGCAGAGCCCAGUUCCCGCCGGCCGGGCCCUCGGGCGAGGCCAGCCCUUGCCAGAGCAGGCGAGGGUGGAGCGCGCCUCUCCCGGGCGAGGAACAGGCGCGAACUCCGCUCUGCGAGCGGAGAGAGCCGUCAGCACAGCCGGAUCGCGGCGGAGGGAGGCGCGCUCUGCCAGCCUGUGCCCCGGAGCAGCCGUCCGGCGAAGAUUUCAUCAAAGCAAAUGCUCUUUGGCCACACUACAUCAGUGACGUGCUUGGCAAAAGCGAGGGACUUUGAGAAACUGCCGUAUGUGGUCAGUGCUACUGAGAAUGGAGAAAUGUGCAUUUGGAACGUCAUCUGUGGAGAAUGUGUAGAGGACACAAAGCUUCCCUUUAGGCACACGGCCAUUUGCUACUACCACAGCUCGUUCCGCAUGAUGGGAGAGGGCUGGCUCCUGUGCUGUGGGCAAUAUAGCGAUAUCCUCAUCAUUGAUGCCAAAACCCUGGCUGUGCUUCACACAUUGACAUCUGCUCAUUCUUCAGACUGGAUCUGCUGCCUGUGCUUAGUGCAUUCCCCUAGGAUCCAAGAGGAUUCCUUAAUAGCAGUAUCUGCAGCGGGAAACCUUAAAGUCUGGGAUCUGUCCUCAUCAGUCAGCAAGAUCCAGGAAAGGCAAACUAUUCAUGAAAGGGAAUCACAAUCACUGGAUUGUACUUCCUGCCGCACAAUCAGAUUCUGCACCUACACCGGACGGCUUCUCCUCGUUGUGUUUUCCACCUGUUGGAAGAUGUAUGAUUACUGUGACUUUUCCUUGCUGUGGAUGGAACUCAGUCAAAAUGGCCAGUCCUUUGCUGGAGGCGAAGUCCUCGCUGCUCACAGGAUAAUCAUUUGGAUGGAAGAUGGCCGUGGCUUCAUCUACCAGCUGCUGAACAGUGGUCUUUCACGGAGCAUACAGCCAUGCAGUGGACGAGUGCUCAAAGAAACUGUCCAUCCUCUUUUACUGUGUUCGACUGAUGUGGGAGAUAACCAGAGUUUCUCUUACAUUAUGGGCUUUCUAAAUGAAAGAAAAGAACCUUUUUAUAAGAUCCUUUAUUCUGGAGAAGCAUCUGGGAAAAUCACUCUGUGGCAUAUUCCUGAUGUACCAGUUUCAACUCUUGAUGGCUCUCCAAAAGAAAUUCCAAUAGCAACAUCCUGGACUCUUCAGAAUAACUUUGAUAUCCACAGUCCUGUGGCUGAAAACAUCAUUGAUCACCUGUGUGGAGCUCACAGCGGGACUGGAAGUGCCACCAUCACUUCCUCGGUGUACAUCCCCACUCUUGAUAAGCUGGUGUGUGGAUGUGAAGAUGGCAAGAUUUUCAUUGUACUAGCUCUGCAUACUGCCAAGGCCAGGCUGCUGGAAAACAUUUCCUUGCUGAAGGACACCCUGCCUGACAGGAUACUCAGUGGCCAUAGCGCCAGCGUGACGUCUUUACUUUAUCUCCAUGACCAAUCAGCCCGGUUUGAUCCUAGCUGGCUGGUCUCAGGCAGCCAGGACUCUUGUGUCAUCUGGUGGGACAUGUUCACUGGAGAAAUGUUGCACCAUUUUUCUCUGCAAGCUGGUCCAGUCAUGAAUCUGCUACUAUCUUCAGAGAACUAUCGAUUUAAAGGCCACCGGAUUGUGUGCUGCAUGUGUAGUGACCACUCUGUUGUGCUUCUGCACAUUCAAGAGCGAAUGUGCAUCUUGCAUGCCAGGAAACAUCUUUCCCCUGUGAAGAUGCUACGAUGGCACCCGGUGGAAAACCUCUUGAUUGUUGGAUGUGAAAAUGAUUCCAUUUACAUUUGGGAUAUUGAGACAGGAAUUCUAGAGCGCCAUGAAACCGGGGAAAUCGCCAAGGUAAUCCUUGCUUGCUGUGAAGACUCAGUUGCAACAGUGGCAGAUUCUUUGCUCCCAGGCUUUGAAGAAGACACACACAAGCAGAAAAAUGCAGAUGGGCAGUCCUUCAACUCUUAUACAUUUGGCACUCCUUCCUACAGCAGCUUCACUCAUCGAGAAAAGUUUUCCCAUCAUCAGUUAACCACCGUCCGCCAUGCCCAAUGGCCUUUUACCAUUUUGUCAGUGAAGACAAAACAAGAGAACAUACAUUUUCAUGUACUCGUCUUUGAUUUGGAAAAAUUGGUAGAAUUGCUGCACUCAGCUCAGCUCAAGGGACUGAAGUCAUCCAACUCAUUUCAUAACUAUGACACUCUAAUGAGAGCCAAAAGCACAGCUGAAAAAAGGACACUGAUGUUAAAAAGAAACAGAACUUCUGGGUCACUCUUUCCAUUGAGUGGGCAAGUCAAAAUCUCUGGUGAAGAGCAGAUAGCUGUGGAUAAUAAUGCAGUUGGAUCUUUGGAACAAAGUGGUGGCAUCAGAAGACACAAAAAGCCAAAGAGUUCAAAAAAGCUCCAUUAG